UGUCAACUUACUGUUCUAUUUUGAGAUCCUGCAGACCUGUGCGUGGUCGCUCAAGUGCUAAGUGCAGGCUGCUGGUUCCAUCCGAGCCCGAUUUUCAGCGAACGAAUGUCCAUUGCGCAGAGUUUGUGACUUGAAAGAGGAACAUGGCUCCAAAAAAGGCAAAAGGGGAUGCACUGAAGCCGCCACCGCUGAUCGGGAGGUUCGGUACCUCACUGAAGAUCGGAGUCGUCGGCCUGCCUAAUGUUGGGAAGUCAACCUUUUUCAAUGUGCUGACAAAGAGUGAGGCUGCUGCUGAAAAUUUCCCCUUCUGCACCAUUGACCCAAAUGAAAGCAGAGUGCCCAUUCCAGAUGAACGCUAUGAUUUCCUCUGCCAAUUCCACAAACCUGCCAGCAAAGUCCCAGCAUUCCUCAAUGUGGUAGACAUUGCUGGCCUGGUGAAAGGAGCCCACGCAGGCCAAGGCCUUGGAAACGCCUUCUUGUCCCACAUCAGUGCCUGUGACGGCAUCUUCCACAUGACACGUGCUUUCGAGGACGAGGAUAUCAUCCACGUUGAGGGGACAGUGGACCCGGUGAGAGACAUGGAGAUCAUCCACGAGGAGCUUCGGAUGAAGGAUGAGGAGAUGAUCAGCCCCAUUAUCGACAAGCUGGAGAAGACAGCCAUUAGAGGCGGUGACAAGAAACUCAAACCAGAAUAUGACAUAAUGUGCAAAAUAAAGAGCUGGGUAGUGGAUGAAAAGAAGCACGUCCGUUACUACCACGACUGGAACGACAAGGAGAUUGACGUUCUGAACAAAUUCUUGCUCCUGACAUCCAAACCGAUGAUCUACCUUGUUAAUCUCUCUGAGAAGGACUACAUACGGAGGAAGAAUAAAUGGUUGGUGAAAAUCAAGGAGUGGGUGGACAGCCACGAUCCCGGAGCCGUGGUCAUCCCCUUCAGCGGAAACCUGGAGAGCAAGCUACAGGACAUGAGCGAAGAGGAGAGACACAAGUACUGCACGGAGCAGAAGACGCAGAGUGCACUGAACAAAAUCAUCAAGACGGGCUACGCCGCCCUGCAGCUGGAGUAUUUCUUCACCGCCGGGCCAGAUGAGGUCCGUGCGUGGACCAUACGGAAAGGAACUAAGGCUCCACAGGCUGCAGGGAAGAUCCACACCGACUUUGAGAAGGGCUUCAUUAUGGCUGAAGUAAUGAAAUUCCAGGAUUUUAAAGAGGAAGGCAGCGAGAGCGCUGUCAAGGCGGCUGGGAAAUACAGACAACAGGGAAGAAAUUACAUCGUUGAAGACGGAGACAUCAUCUUUUUUAAAUUUAAUGCACCAAAUGCACCAAAAAAGAAGUGACAAGUUGAUUUGUUCUGUCUUUAUUUAUUUGCUACUUUCUUCAUUUUGGGGCAGGGAUGAUACACCUCUCCACUUUCUAACUUUUUGGCUGCCAACCUGUCAGUUCUCAUCUCUCUGGUGCCAAAGCACCGGUUCCGCAUGCUUCUGACAGCAAGCUAUUUAAGCCCAGGACUGGCCCCCCACUCCAGAACCGUAGCAACAUUUGAAGCAGCGUAUUACUCUCCAGAUACUUCAUUAAUCUCCAUCACAGGUGCCAGCAGUGACACAGCUGACAGUGGGAACAAUGCCACCUGCUUCUCUCUCUGUUCUGCUGAUAAUGUGUGUUUUACAGUAGGCCAGAUGUCUACACUCAAUAAAACAUUUGACAAAACCAGCUUGUGUGUGUUUUGGGAUGUCUGUAUUGAGAGGGAGACGGCAUGGGGACGGCGAUAGCAGUCCUGCCGACCACUGAUUAGAGAAUUAAAACACAUAACUGACACUGACUGUAUGCUAAAAAGGGGACGAGUACAAUUAAAUAUAUUUUAAUGAUGCUGAUUUUGGAAGGACAGAGGCAGCAGGCAGGUAUGUUUGCCAAAAAGUGGCCACUUAAAAUGAUUGAUUGUAAAGGCACAAUUAUUUCACUGUUUUUAUUAAAUAUGUCUCCCGUCAUUCCAACUCUGUUAUCUUUCCACGGGAAAACAAACAUAUUCAUUUACAUCCUCGUUUCUCAAGAAAAGGAUAUAUCGUUAGAUAUUCAGUAUAGCAUGAAAAUAGAAGUUGACAUAGUCUACAAGUACAACCAAAAACGAUUUCUGUUGUCUGAAGUGGUGUUUUUCUCUCCCCUAUACUUUACGUGAAAGUGUUUGUGAAGCAUUUAUGCUGAUGGAAUUGCACGGCUGCCGCUGCUGCCGCCGCGCUCCAGAGUGAGAUUGUGUUCUCGCCGGGAGUCCGAACAAAACAGCUGUAGAUCAGCAGUGCUUUGCUGAAUAUCUUGUAGCCAUUAAGACUGUGGAGGAGGGAGGAAAAAAAUGCCCAUUUGAUGAGAACACAAAGAUUGAAUAAAAAUGGUCAUUUCACCCAGAAAAUAUUGCAUAUCCACAUUUUUUGAAUAGGACGGUUUACAGAGCCUGUGCCAACUUUUGAAAGCACAGUGUUUGUGAUAGAAAUCAGGUGGAUUAUAGUCUUUAAGGUUUAAGAUCAAUGGUAAAGUGUUGGACAGUGUUUAUUGUCAUUUUAAAGAAAGAAAGACAAAUGUGUACAUCUGUACCAAAUAACAAUAAGCUUUUUUAUUUUUUUUUUGAUUUGCGUUAACCACUAAUUCUAAUCAAACAGCUCUCAUUGACUUCUUCUGCUUUCUCUAAGUGAAACCAUAUCUGAAACACAAUGGCCGCAUGAGACAAAACUGUUUUUGCAUUCCUCUCUGGGUGUUGGUGGUGUUGGCCAACCUAAACCCAACAAAGAAGACUGUUCAUCCGCUGUAUAUUUGAGGCUCCGGGACUGAUGGGUUCUUUCCAGUGGUCUGGGUUUUUAAGAAUUUUGUUUUUCAUAAAGAGUCACUAAAUCUUCUUUGAGAAAGUAAUAAAGUUAUUUACAGCCAUAAUGCUUUUUUUAAAAAAGGAGUUUGCUGAACUUAAGCGGUGUCGAUGCUGAAUACCAAUAAUUUUACUGUCAAGACAGAGACGGGAUUUUACAAGACGAAGAUGAAAUAUGUUGAAAUCUGAGGUGACUUAGGUGGGUUUAAGAAGAAGCACAAGCGGACACAUGAACUCACAACGGGGCAGAGAAUCUGUGGACGUCUUCUGUCAGCGUCAUCAAUCAAGUGGUGCCACUCCGCCCUGAGGCAAACCGCAGAGGCAUCGCACCAUGAAACAGCGCAGAGCAGAAAGUUGGCUUUAAAACACACCCAAAAAAACAGACCUCUGCCUGCUGUCAUAAAUUACACACUCACCAAAAGACCUUUAAAGAAAUCAUAAAAAAAAGAAUGUGUGAAUUAUAGCAAACAAACGUGGCGUUUUUCCAGAGCCAUAACUAGACACAAGGGACUGGAUUGGGAAAUGCAAGUUAUUACAACCACACUGUAUGGUGUUAUUACAAAGAUGAAAUGCUCUCUAUUUUGGUUGACAAUGAAAGUGUUGCAAUAUAUUGAAACAGUUGCUAUUGUGUUUUAACUCUUGCUGACACUUAAAUUCAGCACAGGGAAAAGUCAACACAGAACCAGGACUCGACAAAAAUAACACUUAAUGUUCACAUUUCAUGGUUUAUGCAACAAGUUCCUCACACAUAGAGAUAUAUUAUAGAGGCACUGCAUUCUACUAUUUUUUGUCACUGUCAAAAGGAUGACAUACUCUCAAUGCAUAAAGGAAUGUCAUAAACACAUAUUCCAAGACUUUUUUUUACCUUUUUAUUUUUACAUUUUCUAUCUGUUUACAGAGAUUGAGUGUUUUAACAACUUUUUGUACUAUUUUUCUCAUGAUGGAGGACGUCUAUUAAUAAAAUUAAACUUUAAACUGCAUUUCUGAGUAUUUCAUUGGGAAUCCGGAACAGACGAAUAAAUGCCAUGGCAAAAAACAGGUACCUGGGACUUAUAAGCUACAAUCAGCGCCCCACAAACCUCCUGCUCCACUCCAUUCCGAUGCAUCUUUUCCUUGAUAUAGCUGGAACCUGGAUCAGAACUGUACAGCUGGAUAACUCUAUAAUUUCUCGCCACUUUACCGGUAAUGUGAGAAGGGUGUACCUGCAGGCCCGGAGACCCAGCAGCGUUUUCAGGACCGCAUUCUCAGGCCGCAUUCUCAGGACCCAGGCUUUUUUAGCACAGCGCCCCUACUGGUUGGAGUUUGUUUUGUUACUUUCCGAAGACUUUACAAGGCACAUUGCACACGUGAGUAGUAAGAGUAAAAACAUGAUCGAAGCGCUGUUACAACUUAAACAACUAGUUAAUUUAUCAAAUAAAUCAUUGGAAAUAAUCAGUCAUAAUCAAAGUUAAGGGUGAAUGAAACACACCAAAUUCUCACCAUUAUUAACAUUUAUUAAAAAAAAAAAAAAAAAAAACUAUAAACGGCACCCAGCAGCAAGAAGGCGGUGUCUCAAAAAACAAGUCCUGAAAACGUCCUGUGAACGUUGUUAGUCCUCCAGCCAGUAGGGGCGCUGUGUUAAAAAAGCCAGGGGCCUGAGAACGCGGUCCUGAAAAUGCGGUCCUGAGAACGUUGUUGGCGGUCU
Molecule: messenger RNA, 4532 nt
Organism: Oryzias melastigma (Indian medaka)
Lineage: Eukaryota; Metazoa; Chordata; Actinopteri; Beloniformes; Adrianichthyidae
Product: obg-like ATPase 1
Exons: 11
Coding region: 144-1337 (397 amino acids)
Cellular component (GO): cytoplasm
Molecular function (GO): ATP binding; ATP hydrolysis activity; GTP binding
Source: RefSeq, a predicted model, not a curated record